UACCCUACCCUUCCAUACCCACUCAUCAGAUGCCACCCCGUUCAACCGCCCAGCGCCGCUUACUUAAGGAAUACCAGCAGCUUGCGCGCGAUCCGCCGCCAGGAAUCGUGGCCGGACCGCUCGACGAAGAUAACCUCUUUGUCUGGGAGUGCUACCUCGAGGGCCCGACAGACACGCCAUACGAAAACGGCGUGUUCCCGGCAACGAUGACGUUCCCCAAGGACUAUCCGCUCGCCCCGCCUACGCUCAAGUUUACCCCCGCACUCCUCCACCCAAACAUCUACAAGGACGGCACCGUCUGUAUCAGCAUUUUGCACUCUCCAGGCGACGAUCCGAACCAGUACGAGCGUCCCGAGGAGCGUUGGUCGCCGGUCCAGAGCAUCGAAAAGAUCUUGUUGAGUGUGGUGAGUAUGCUUGCUGAGCCAAACUGUGAGAGUGGGGCUAAUAUUGAUGCCUGCAAGUUGUGGCGAGACGACAGGGAGGGGUACGACCAACAGAUUAGAGGAUACGUUAGAAAGGCCAUGGGUUUGUAAAAGUAUUCUUUGUCGGCGUUUUAGCUUAGUCAUAGUUCAAUAAAAUGUCGUAGAAUGAAAAAUAAAG
Babjeviella inositovora NRRL Y-12698 is the source of this 600-nucleotide messenger RNA. Its product is annotated as E2 ubiquitin-conjugating protein. The record is from RefSeq and is a predicted model, not a curated record. Gene Ontology annotation, cellular component: endoplasmic reticulum; cytosol. The coding region runs from base 30 to 533 and encodes 167 amino acids. Lineage: Eukaryota; Fungi; Ascomycota; Pichiomycetes; Serinales. The transcript has a single exon.